Dalotia coriaria is the source of this 3825-nucleotide messenger RNA. RefSeq names its product mediator of RNA polymerase II transcription subunit 1. The transcript has 6 exons. Gene Ontology annotation, molecular function: ubiquitin-protein transferase activity. Lineage: Eukaryota; Metazoa; Arthropoda; Insecta; Coleoptera; Staphylinidae. The record is from RefSeq and is a predicted model, not a curated record. Gene Ontology annotation, biological process: protein autoubiquitination. The coding region runs from base 751 to 1986 and encodes 411 amino acids.
UCCGUUCUCGUGCGCCGCCCUCGCCCCCCUCGACGAGCACAGCGAGCGAGCGCGUCUCCCGCGACACCGUCCCCCGCUUUCUCGCCGCAGCCGCCACCGCCGACGCCGACGCCGCACCACCGACAUGGGUACAUGAGGAUUGGCGUGCAGUUGCGAGUGCUGGCCAGUUCGAAAAUGUAACACGCCGCCCGCGAAACGACGCGAGAGGAAACUUGCGCCCACGGUGGAGAUGCACGAGGAGAUGGUAUUCUGGGGGGCGUCACGCGCCGUCGUCGCCGCGCCGUCUCGAGCCGCUGGAAAACACUCGCUCUAAAUCGAAGAACCCCUUACGUUCGCUGGCAUAAAUUUAAACUAGCAAACUCUGCCGAAAUCAUCCGAUCGAGAAGCUCGUAAAAAGUGCAAUAAAUUGUUUUGGUUUUUGACGUAGACAGACUUGAAAUAUGAACGUGCAAACAAAACGAACGCUGUGAAUUCGCAAUUCACGCUUAAACUUUUAAAAAUCUCAGCAAAGCAAACUAACAAAUCUUUAAGUUUUAAGUUUUUAAGUGCCAAAUUUUUCGCCGUUUAUUGUUGUGUUUUUUAUUUAACUACUGCCUGUGCAAUGGUUGAAGAAACGUCGAAGCGGCAUGGAUGUAACAAGCAAUAAGUCCUGAAAGCAUUUCCAAUCUCACCCAUCAGAAUCAAAUCGUCUCUGAACGCAUAUUGAAUUUUCCAGAAGGUCUCGGCGAAUCUGCGGGAGCGACGUUAAAAAUGCCGCAAGCGCCGAACCCAUUAAUGAAGCCCUUCGUGGUGCUCGCCCUACCCGGCAUGUAUCUCUUCUACAAGUACAAUCAGUACAAGCGCAAGCGGAAGGAGAAUGCCAAGCGACGCCUCACCGAACGUGAAUUGCAGCAUUUGAAUAAUAAAAUUGACAAAUUGCUGAACAAGCUCGAGGAGAACGAACCGGAACUGGCAACAUGUCAGGAGGAAGAGUGUGUGAUUUGCAUCAACGCCAAGGCGACGAUGCAGACAUCUCCCUGCGGCCAUCAAGUCGUCUGCCGGAAGUGCUUCGUCAAGACUAUCCAAAUCGCUGUAUCGCAACGUCUGCUUCCACUCAGAUGCGUUAUAUGCAGAGCCAAGAUUUUAAGACUCAAGACUGGUCCGAUUUUGCCAUCGUCAGCGAGCGGUUACUCGGUGAAUUCCAGGUCUUCCUCAGUGCCACAGUCGGACAGUCUGUACAGCGUCAGCAGCGGCAACUCGUCGAUAUCUUCCACGUCGUGUUCUUCCGAGAGCAGCGCUGGCUGCCGAUCAGCAGGCGGGGGCGGCACGGCCGCUUGCUGUAUCAGCGGUCAUUGCCUUGGUGGUGCUUAUCCACGGCAACCCACCGGAGCACUUCGUCGCUCCCAGCAACAUGCGAUGAAGAUGAAACUGCAGGAGUACUGCAGGAGUGACAAAAAUGGUCAUCCUGUCAAUCGUCUGCCGCCGAUCAAGGAAAUCAGCACUGCUAGUCCCACGCACAAUGCUCCACCACCUGCAUCUACUCGCAUCAGAUGUGCACAAAAAAUAGUUACUCAACUAGAAACCGGAAGGAUAUCCACGAGCAGUCGUAAAGGAAAGUAUAAAUACGAGAAGCUACCGCAGCAGGACGAAGAAGACCCGGUUGUGGCACCUCCUAACUCAACAACACCAGCCGCCUCCGCAUCCAACUCCGCCAGUUCUUCUGGAUCCACUUCUUCUUCAUCGAAAGCACCAUGCGAAUCCACUGCGUCCACCAGUAAAGACGCUGUCAAGCCCAAGGAGAAGCAGCGUUGGUGGGGCGAUCGCAAGCACAAGGAACGCACCAAAAGCGAAGAGCGCAUCGAUAACAAAAAGAACGAGAUCACCGAGAAGCACAUGGAGAUGAAGCACAAGCUCUUCCUUAAUGAAUUAAAACGCGACGAGAAGAACGCCAAGAAGGAGCAGAAAGGCAAAUGCAAAGAUGGCGCCAUCAAGGAAAACAAAGUAUAAACAAUCGUGCGCUUGACAAACCUCAAAAGUCAAUCGAAGUGAAGAAUCGAAGCAUCCAAGUAAUCAAAGGAACGAGACAGACACCAAAUCAUAAAAUUCUCAAAAUUAAAGAGCCACUCGUCAAUUUCUUAUAUAUUUGAAACCAACUUAAUAGCAUUUUUAAACUGCCCCUCAGAGAUGAACCCAUUUUAAACGUUUUCAUGUUAGAGCAAGACCUCAUGAAGUACGAUUACAAGACGUAGAUGAUGUUUUUUAGCUCGAUGUGUGACACAGUAAUUACUUUAUAAAAUGAUUAGCGCGCCAUCUCGAGCCUAAGCGAGCGCGAGCAUUUUUAGACUGAUUUUCAAUCCUUUGAUCCCCUGAUUGACGGAUACACACCGCGUUAAUAAGCGCUGAGCGUUGAUAGAAUACAACUCUAUUGUAACAUAUUUAAUGUAACGGUUUAAUUACUUACAUAGCAAUCAAAACUAAUGUAAAUAUAUCAAAACGAACGAGAUGCAGAUGAGCGAAUGCAUGCGUGUAAUAUAUAAAUGAAAUUAUAAACGAGAGUCAAUGUAAAAAGUUCGUGAGCUGCACUGAAUCGCAUUCUUGGAUCUCACUCAAAACCAUUGGGAAUUCAUGCAAAAAGCCGCUGUUUUUAUUGUAAGAAUUACCGGCUACGGGCCGUGUGUAUUAACAAAAACGUAAUUGAACUAAGUAACUAGUUUACGAUAUCAUAAUGUGAUGUGAAAACGAAUGCCGAUCCAUGUUUUUAGCGUUUUAACUAAACUACAAAGAAGUUCAAACAAAUGAGUCCCCACAAAAAGCAAACACACCCGGCAUCUAAUCGAAGCGCCCGCGCAAAGCCACACAAUGCAAAAAAUCUUCAAAUGACAAAUUGCGAAUGACGCAAUUAACAAGUGCCAAAACUGUUGAUUAGUGCGCACAAUACCUGCAAAAAUAAAACGCAAGCGAGAGACGUUCAUCAAUUGUAAUCAAAAUUCACUCAGAUGUGUGUCCAUGUGGACAAUGGACAACCCAAUGCCUGUAGCAACGUACAUAUCUACUGAUAAUAAUUAAUUGUUAACGAAUAUAAUCAAAACCAAAAAAUGGACAACAGACUGCGGGCGGCGGCGAUUAGAGGCACACUAUUACUAUUCGUAUACAGUUGACAGUAUAAAUGUAACACGUUUCAAAAUCAACACACAGCAAAGAAAUAUUGCAGAUGCAAAAUGUGGCAAUAAUCUUCUAAUAACAAAAGAGAAAAAAACAAACGUAAAACUAAACAUAUUAAUGUAAGACCUUAAGUCAUCUAAUAGUAUUCCAAUAACUAAUAAGUACGACGUAAUAAAUUAAUUGUUAUGAUUAACAAAAAAGCUGGCAAUGAAAGCAAGUAAUGUAAUGUAAUGUAAUGAUUUCGGUAAGAUGUCAACACGUAAACUGUGACGGACGUGCAAAUGUGUGGAAAACUAAAACUUCAAAACCCUAGCAAUUAUAUAGGCAUGUAAGUGUUGUACGCGAGUUGUACCUACCUACAAUGACUAUGACUACCCGAUAAGAUGAAAUAAUAUACUAAUGUGAAUAGAAUUUUAGUUUUGUAACUUUGAGACGAUAAAAUUUAAGAGAGUUAAAGAGAGUUAUAAGCUACCAAUGCUAUUUCAAACUAUUUUAGACGAACCGUGCGAAAUUUACACAUUUUUGCGCGCUGCGCAGCAAGAUUUUCGCGUGGAAAUGCAAGUGUUACCAAAAUGAUAAGCGUACGUUUUUGUAUAUGAGCUGUUACGUGUUGAAUAUCGAAUGUGAGAUGAGGAUCACGGAGUGCAAGAAAUAAAUGGAUAACGGACUAAAUAUUAUAUAAAA